AUGGCACGGGUGCCCUUCAUCGGUCGGCUCUUUUGGAGGGAGUACCUGGCCCUGUUCGGGUCGCUGAUCCUCGUGGCCCUUGAGGUCCUUGUUCGAAUCAUUACCCUUGGGCUUCCUCAACCCAUCAUUCGAUUCUGCUACAACACGUCCAAGAACUUGUUUAACCGACUGUCUUCUCAAAAGUCUCGACACGCUCGCUCUCAACGAAAGCACACCUACAGUUCGAUCGCAACCUGCGCCGACUUCACCGAACUCUGCGGCUUCUUUGGAUACUAUGCCGAGGAACAUGUUGUGCAGACAGGAGAUGGAUACCUGCUGGGUGUCCACCGACUCCCCUUCCGCAAGGGGGAGGAGCACAGUGGAAUACAGGUCAACGCAGGAGCCGACUCGAUCAGGAAACCCGUGGUCUACCUUCAUCAUGGCCUGCUCAUGAACAGCGAGGUCUGGGUUUGCCUCACCGAAGAGGAACGAUGCCUUCCAUUCACGUUGGUACAGCAGGGCUACGAUGUUUGGCUGGGCAACAAUCGAGGCAACAAAUACAGCAAGAAAUCCACGAAACAUUCGCCCGUAUCCGCACGGUUUUGGAACUUCUCCAUGGAUGAGUUUGCCUUCCACGACAUUCCCAACACAAUCGACUAUAUCCUCAGCACGACUUCGCAGCCGUCACUCUCGUAUAUUGGGUUCAGUCAAGGCACCGCACAGGCCUUUGCGACGCUUUCCAUCCACCCCCAAUUGAAUGAAAAGGUCAACCUCUUCAUCGCCCUGGCCCCCGCCAUGUCCCCAGCCGGUCUCAGUAACGGCAUCGUGGAUGCACUGGUCAAGACCAACCCUCACCUUUUGUUCCUUGCGUUUGGUCGCAAGUCAAUCCUCUCCUCGGCCACCAUGUGGCAAUCGAUCCUCUACCCACCCAUCUUCGUCCGCCUCAUCGACAUGUCGCUAUCCUUUCUCUUCGCCUGGUACGGCCGCAAUAUAAGCGUGCAGCAAAAGCUCGCUGCAUAUCCUCAUCUCUACAGUUUCACCAGCACAAAAUCGGUCGUGCAUUGGUUCCAGAUCAUCCGUAAUAAGUCCUUCCAGAUGUAUGAUGACGACAGCUCCAACAGGUUUAGCAUUGGUGCCAGCAAUCGAUAUUACAAAGUCGCCAAGUUCCCGACGAGAAACAUCAAGACGCCCAUUGUUUUGGUCUACGGGGGAAGUGACUCCUUGGUCGAUAUCCGCGUUAUGCUUAGGGAGUUGCCCCGUCACACCAUCGCGACAGAAAUUCCUCACUUCGAACACCUCGAUUUCCUCUGGGCGCAGGAAGUGCAUACACUAGUCUUCCCGCAUGUGCUCGAAGCCCUCAGCUACUAUGCCCAAGGCGGCACAACAAAUGGCGUCCCCAAGGCUCUUGCUCUCUCCAUGGCUGAUACCGCACAACUGCACCGACGGCAGAAUAGUAGUAGCAGCGCCUUGAACUGGUCCGAAGAUGACUCUGCUGGGGGAUAUUCGGACUUUGAUGGCGCCGUCGAUUCACCUCGCACGCCAAGGGUCAAGAGUUAUGCUCAGGUGCAAAGAGAGAGGCAAUACCUGCACCCGUCGCCUGGCCACAGCCAUUCACCUUCUCAUUCGCCCUUGCAAUAUCAAUACGCCUCCCCUACUCCGAAUAGACCCGUGCAGGGAAGCUCGAUGACAUGGAUGGAACACUACUACAAAUUCCCCAAGAGGGAAUCACAGGCAACAGCCGAGGGGAUUGGGACGAGUAGUGGUCUUAGGAAUCACACGGAAGCUGAUGCAGAUUCGCAGGGAAAGCAGCAAGAGCCCGAAGGCCAACAAGGAGAAGAAGGACAACGGCAAGUGCAUGACCAAAGUCCCCUAGGUACGCCACAACGCGUGCCAGAUGACGCUUCCCAAAACUCCGAAUUUGGAGCGGCGCUUUCAACUUCUCGGGCCCUUCCUCAUGACGGUGACUCCGCCAGCACUGUUUCAACAACACUCCGCAAUCGGAACGGCACGUUCAAUGCCCCUCCUGCAACUCCAGCGCAACAAGGGUUCGUUACCAUCGACGAAGACUACGCACGAGGCAAUACAAGCGCUGGUAGCAGCGGGAACGAGAAUAGACGACGUUCAGCCUCCGCUGCUGGAAGUGUGUCGAACACAAGCGGACGCACCACACCAGUAAGUCGACAUACGCCGCCGAGUUUCACGGCGACGGGCAUUCGUGUCGGCAGUGCGAGACCGAGUGUGGGUGCCGCGAUGCCCUGA
Fonsecaea erecta is the source of this 2238-nucleotide messenger RNA. RefSeq lists its product as hypothetical. The record is from RefSeq and is a predicted model, not a curated record. NCBI's taxonomy places the organism in Eukaryota, Fungi, Ascomycota, Eurotiomycetes, Chaetothyriales, Herpotrichiellaceae. The coding region runs from base 1 to 2238 and encodes 745 amino acids. The transcript has 2 exons.